Messenger RNA from Manduca sexta (tobacco hornworm), 9224 nucleotides. Its product is annotated as UHRF1-binding protein 1-like. NCBI's taxonomy places the organism in Eukaryota, Metazoa, Arthropoda, Insecta, Lepidoptera, Sphingidae. The record is from RefSeq and is a predicted model, not a curated record. The transcript is spliced from 28 exons. Bases 125 to 3877 code for a protein of 1250 amino acids.
CUCACUCGUUCGUUUCAUUCACUCCUAUGAAAAUACUUUUGGAUGGAGGAAUAAAUUUAUGCGAUAAUGAUUUUUGAUAUACACCAUAUUAUACAGUUUAAAUAAAACAAGUUUUUAUUUAAAAAUGGUUACUAUAAUAAAGAACCAAUUACUGAAACAUCUGUCCAGGUUCACAAAAAAUUUAUCACCAGAGCAAAUAUCCCUCUCAGCAUUGCGAGGGUCUGGUGAGCUCCAGGACCUGACCCUCGAUGAGGAUCUGCUGACUGACCUGCUAGAGCUGCCGGGAUGGGUGCGUCUCACCUCUGCCAAAUGCAACCGCGCCACAUUCAGGAUACAAUGGACCAAGCUGAAGACUGUGCCUAUUGUUCUGAACCUCGACGAGGUGCACAUAGCGUUGGCGGUGUGCUCCGAGCCGCGCGUCAUGAACCAAAGCGCGGGCAGCGCGCUACCCGUCCCCGGCAAAUAUAGCUAUAUACAUAAGGUGAUUGAUGGAAUCUCAGUGGCCGUGAACCAAGUUCAGAUAGACUUCAACUGUGAUGCUUUCACCAGUAGUGUUCAGAUAUCGCGCGUGACGGUGGAGUCGCGCACUCCCGAGGGUCGGAAGGGAGACCUAAGACUGACUAGAAUCAAAUCGCCCGACACCGGACAACUGCUUAUUUUUAAGGAACUAGAAUGGCAAAGCGCUCGGAUAGAAGCGAAGGCGCACGGCGUGGACGCGGCCAGCCUGCCGCCCCUGCGGCUGCUGCUCGGCAACACGCACUGCCGGAUCGUCAUCAAGAAACGGUUGUCGGAUUGCGCGGUGAUCGGGUCCCGGCUGGCGAUCUGCCCCGAGCCGCUGGCGUGGGCGCUGACGGACGGGCAGCUGCGCGCCGCGCUCGCCUGCGCGCACGCGCUCGCCGCGCCCGUGCGCCGCGCCACCGCCGCCGCCACGCGCGCCAAGGCGCUCCGGAAGAUCGAAGAGCCUCGCGAGCAGAUCCCGACGCGUUCGUCGGGCGAGCGCGACGUGCUCGCGCGCAUGUUCGCGCGGCACGACGUGCGCGAGACCUCGUACCACCUGCUGGCGCCGAGGAUCGACCUGCAUCUGUGCGAUGACCCUGGUUUGGGCAGGUCUGAGAAACCUUCGCUGUCCAACGGCGGUGCGCUGCAGUUGACGUUAGUCAGCAUGCAGGCGGACCUGUUCCCUUAUCACAAGGCUUCGAAUGACCGGAGGCAUUGGCGGGGAUACAGGGAAGCAGCCACACCGCAUAGUCAAUGGCUUUCACAAUCUUUGUCAUCGUUCUGUACGAAUUUAUUAGAGUCGCUAGACCCUAGACCCGUUGUUCCUAACACUAAGACGGGUGGUUCCGAGAAGAGCUCCGAGCCGGUAUCGAACGGCGUGUCGCGGCCGGCGGGCGCGGCGCCGCAACACGGCGCGGGCCAUGCGCCCUCCACCACCACGCCCACCUCACAACCAUCACCAACAAGAACGCGUAUACUGCAGCAACUUGGCAAGCUUAUGACGACGUGUUUGGUGCUCAGAAUAGAUGAUUUCACCGUUUAUAAGGUGUCGACAGGUUCAAAGUCCCGGGAGGCGCCGCGGCCGCUGGUGAGCGCGGAGAAAGCGACGCUCCCCGGGGACGCGGGGUUGUUACACGCAGAACUCACGUUCUUCUACUAUCCUGGAGAUGUUUGCUUUCCCGUGCCAGCGCCGAAGCUGUACGUGCAGGUGAGCCCGGUGCGCGUGUGCGUGGACGUGAACAGCGUGGUGUGGGGCGCCGCCUUCCUGCCGCACGUGGCGCGCGCCGUCGCCGCGGACGACCACGACGCGCCCGCGUACAUGGACGUCAGGGUCGAGGCCAUCAUGCCCAAGAUAGUGCUGGAAGCAGGCGCAGAACACGUGUCUCAACAGAGGGACAGGCCCAAAGAGCUACACAUAUGCACUGCUAGAGCCACAUUUACCAACGUCAGGGAAUCUGCGCGGGCUAACACAGCAGGGACCCGCGCAGACCUGGCCUCGAUAAUAUCGGCGUUACGUCGUUCGGCGCCUCCCAGGGGGCAGUUCCCGUGCUCCGUGGAGGACAUGGACCCCAUACACGAGCAGUUCAUAUUGCAUGCGGACAAUCUGGACGACAUCGACCGCGGCACGGCGAUCUCUCACGAGUUAUUGUGGCGCGAGAACAGAUCCGUGUGGUGCGCGAGAGUUGAACCGCUGUGGGCUGAUUUCUGUGGAGCCCGUGCUACUAAUUACAAGCCUGCACCGUUGUUGGACGCCACGCCGCUUACUGCAUGGAUGUGUUUCGACGAAGGUCUCUCGCGCAUAUGGGUGCUGGCGCGGACCAGCGGUCUGGCGGGGCUGCAACUCAACCACUACCAGCUGCUAUUCCUUAUGCGGCAGCUGGAGCGCGUUUCCGAGAUGAUGGCGUGGCUCGCUCAUGACGCUAAUCGGCAGCCUGAUGCUGAUGAAGGGUCUAUAGUAUUAGGGCUGGUAGUUCCAGCGGUGGAGUUGACGUUCGUGCUUCCGACCAACUGCCCGGGGCAGGAGUCUUCCAGAGACUUAGACAGUGUGCCACUUGAUUCUUCCAGUUUGCAGGAUUUAAAGAUGGUAGGUUCAGAAGCCACAAUGGCUCCAUCUAUGCAAGACAGAGACAGCGGAGUGCUGGCCACAACCUCUGUGGAAGUUAUAACCGGCGUGGCGAUACCUAUGGAGGAAAUGGCGCCUCCCAGUCCGGGAAUCAACUUUGGUGGUUUUUCAUCGAUGCGUCGCGGCUUCACAUCCCUAGUGACGUCGAUAGACAGCGCGUUGACGCGAGAUGACACCCGGAGCGACGCCGCGUCCACUGCCAGCUCGGACAGUGAUCGAUAUGUCGUGGUCGGACUCGCUGCCGAAUCGCCUGACGACGCUGAUAUGGCAUUCCGGGAAUUCGAGCACGGCCGCGCAUCAAGCGGUGUAGAGGUUGCAGCGGAAGUUUUGGAAAGGUCUUCAUCUCCCAGCGACCACUCCGUCACUAGCUCGUGUAGGAGACGAGACGUGCAGAUAUCGACAUCGACAUGGCGUCUAAACAACAUCCACAUAGUACAGCAGAGCGUUAACGGUAAAUCCUGCUUGCGACUCGCUGCUGACGACCUGAAGGCUGACGAGUGCACCGCGAUACCCUGGGACGAGUUCCAGAACAAGUUCUCGAUGCGUGCCCGCGCGUGGUCCGAGCCGGUGGAGGAGGUCGACGAGCUGACACCGCGAGGGGCGCCGCGCGUCACCGCUAGGCUCAUGCGGACUGAGCUACCGCGCCAAUUGGAUGAAAAGGGCGAGCCGUACGGUCUGGCGCCGUUCGAGGAGCUGCUGGAGGCGCGCGUGCGCUCGCUGAGUGUGGCGCUCAACAUGAGCACCGUGCUGGCGCUCGCCGAACUCGUCGAGGACGAGGUCAUCGCACCGCCCAUGCCGCUGGAGGUUUUAGUGGAGAACGUAAAGCUACACCUAAUCGAGGAUCGGGUCACUCGCUCGAUCUCGUCCCCGCCGCCGCAGCCGCUCGACGUGUGCGUGACGUCACUGCGUCUGACGCGCGACACAGGAGGGGAGCUGCGGCUCGGUCCGGCCUUAUCAACCCCCUCUACUGUUGCGUCGCCCGCCACUCCCCAGCCUGGAGGUGACCUGGAAGACGCCCGGGAACAGAUCGAUCGGCUUGUCAGAGAGAAUGAGGAGUUAAAGAAACGGUUACUCACGCUGUCCAGGAUCGCUGAUGAUAACAGGGAGUUACGAGCUAAAGCGGAAGAGGCUUCGGUGCUGCGUCAGUACGUGCACGCGGCUCAACAGGAGGCCGCCAGCUUGCUAGCCGACAAACAGGAACUGCUCGAUGCCAUGCGUGUGCUACAAGAGCAGGCGGGGUGCCGCGGCAAGAGGUAGCGCUCGCGCGGCGGCGCGCACGCCUGCCUCGACUGCACGGCGUGCUGCCGGCACCGACACGCCUAGCCAGACAUCAUCUCACCAUACAACACAUACAACAUGGACUCCACUACACAUCUUUAAUAUCAUACGAAGCUAAAACGUUGUCAUUUUGAGACAAACAUCGUUUAGCACAACAGCUGCUAUAUCUGAAUCAAAAUGAUAUGCUUUUAAUAUCGAUAAACAAUAACGGCCCCAUAAAUGUGGUUGUGAUCCUCUAUUGAUAUAAUAUCGAUUUGAUAUUCGAUGCGUGCGAAUGUUUCUUGCUUCUAACAUCAAUAAAAGUGAACUUCCCUAAUUUUAAGACUGGGUACGCAUCUCGACGUUAAAGACUGGAAAUUUUAUAAAAACUUAUGCAAAGAUGCAAAAAUUAUAACAUCUGAGUUGCUACACAAAGUACAAACCGAUUGAAACUAAUAUAAAUGUUUAGAUGCGUCCGCGUGAAACUGUUUUCUCUCACGUUUUAAAGGUGACGGAGUGAUUUAAUGUAAUUUAUCCCUCUUCUAUAGGAUGUUUUUCAGUUAAGCCCCUCUCCCGACCAAAUGGCCUUGAACAUUCAUUCCAUACAUUUUCGGUGAGAAUAUGUAAAUAUUUAUUACAAGUAAACUCUUUAAAUAAUCAGUUGGUCCUUUUGAAAAUAUUUGAACCACCAAAAUAUUCGUAGUUAACAUAUAUAUCUAAAAACGUUUGUUGCAAAUUAAAAUGAUUUGUACUUUAGGAGAAGAUGCACCGAAUCGACAAUUUUAGUAACUUUUUAAGUAAUAAAACAAUAUUCACAUUAUAAUAAAAAGCUUAAACAACCAUAAAAAUAACGUUUAUAGAAAUAUGACGUAUAUAUUUUUUUUCUAUAUGCAGUUUAUAAAUCGAAUAAAUAGCUUCUAAGAGUACAGGUGGUGCAUUUGGCUCGGGGGAGCGACUUAACCUCAAAUGUUAUAUCAGAGAGACCAAAAUAAAUGUGUGUGAUUUGAUAUGAAAAGAUUGGUACUAGACAUAUCUAAACAUUUUAAUCGUUAAACAAAAUAAAUCACAAAAGCUUCCAAACAAUGCCCUCAUUAGCAAAAAUAAUUCAUCAAGUCAUACUUAAGUGCUGGCAAGUCAAGCAGUCACAAAGGCAUAGCGCCGUACACCAUUCUACGUGAGUGAUAUCUCACGAUUAAUCGAUUAGUAAUCGAUAUUGUGAUUAAUAUAAAUCGAGUGAGUACUUACGUAACGUGCAUUUACCUUAUAAAGUACGUGACUAUUAUCUAUGCGUGUAGAUUUGAGUGUCUAUGACAGUUUUGUAUAUUUGUAGGAUUGUGUAGAUUUUCAUUUGUUUAUUAACGAUUUUUAUUAUUACGAUAAGGAACAAAUCCUGAGAAAGGUAAGAUGCGAUAUCAUGUAUUAAUAUGUGAGUACUAAUAAUUAUUUGUCCUUUUUUAAAGGGCUACGCGAAUUAUUGCAGUUUAAUAUGCAUUAUAUGUGAUCAAUAUAUUUAUAAAUUUGUAAAUUUCGUUCAUCGGCAGUAAGGCGAAUUGGCUACAUUGCACGUGACGGUAAGCUCAUUUAAGUUUACUUUAUACUGACUAGAUUUAAAGUUAGCUUUACCGAAACGAUUACCAUAUGUAUGCCGAUUCUACAGUUAAACAUUUUUUAAGACUUUGCGAAGUACAACCUUCUAUGCGAAACUAGGUAAGAAAUGCCCAGUUAGAGUCUUUGCAUAUAGAGAAUUCUUCAUAAUUUUGCAAGUGUUUAUUGACAAAAUGUCAAAUGAAAAAGUUCCGCACUGAAAGGAUUGACUCAAGAUUUUAAAAAAAUAGGUCUUCCUUUGGCAUAUCACACCAUGCUAUAUGUAUUAGAAAAUUUUACAAUAUUGUAUCUCUUAAUUUGUAUCAUAAUUUUUUUUAUCGAUUUUACAUUUCUUUUCAUAUGCGAAAAGAGAGUUUGAUGAAAAUCAAACCUGCAAUAUUCGAUGUAUCAAUGUUUUAAUCGAUCAGUGAAUGUUUUAUCGACAUGUUUUAAUGAAAUUAAUCUAGGUCUGGUUACUAUACAUACUUACAUUAUUGGCAACAGAAAACAACCUGAAAUAGAAAUUUAAUAUUUGAUUUUUAUCGUCAACGCAAUGUGAUUGCAUACUAUAUAUAAUAUUAUGUAUUAUAAUAUGUGGCUAUAUCAACAUAAACACCAAUUAAUCUAUGUAGUGCGUGUAAUUGUAUGUGUCAAUACUGCGCUUGUAUAUCCUACUGUAUGUACAAUACACUAUGUAAUAUAGGUGUUAUAGUACAGAUAUAUUUAAAAUAUGUUCGGAGACGAGAUUCGGAUAUUUAAUAUGUGGAUUAUCAGCGAUUAUACGUAUAAGUAUAGAAAUAUUUUCGAUAGUUAAGAAUGUUCAGAAAAUAUAAUAGUAAAUGGCCCUCAAGAAUAUCUUCAGGGGAGAUCUGCAUCGACAAACGAUUGUCUCAUAUUGUAACGUCGUAUAUAUGUGUCUUAUUAUGGGGCCAUUCAUCUCCGAGUGUUUUCUUUGUAAAUUAUACAAGUUCGGUUUUAUUUAUUGUGUGUUCCAGCAACUAAUUAACUGUGUAAUUAGAAAGCAAUUUCAAAUAACUGACUUUUGAAUACGCAUCAAAUUUGUACUCCUUCGAAUUCACAUACCUUGGUAUUUAGAACUCAUAAUAUUCGAUAACUUUAGUCUGAAGACUUGUCGAUGUUUUUUAAUGUUUUGUAGAUUGAUUAUCUAACUUAUCUAUAAAUAUAAUAUUAAUUGUAUUUAUAAUCUGUCCUAUUCUCGUCUUCCGGUGACUCGAUAUGUAUAGUACUGGAUAACGAAUGCCUGGUGUUGUGACGUCACAAUUGAUAUGUCGAGAAAAGUAUUUGCUUAUUAAGAGAUGGAUUAGUGAUGUGCUGAGUCUGUUAUUGUACUUUAAGGUGUAAGAAUUAUUUACAAUUAUUAACACCAAACAUCUUUGAUGUCGUUAAAAUAAUGUCGACUAUUAAAGUCAACGUAUGUAAAUUACAUUCAACUCAAUUUGAAAAAAUGUUAUGGGACGAUUAAAUAUAAUAAAAAGUAGCAGGUUAAUUGAGACUUGAUACAGAUAAUAAUUUUUUUAAGUGGAAGAUGCAGUUUAUCGACUCAGUACGUCACUAUCGUGGCUAGUGCUGUGAAACUAAACGAUGCCAGUGUUGUGUAUGUGCGCGUUGGCUGUGUUCUUUCGUCACUAACUUAUUUAACUCACUAUAUUCAUAUACUCUUGUAUCACAUGAAGCUUUCGAUGUUCAUUAUAUAAUAAACUAUAUAUUUAUAUGAUAUUCAGUGUUAGGCAUCACACACAUUUUUGAGAUUAUAAGAAAAGAUAACGCAGUAGAAAUGUUAUAAAAUGGAAAUUGUGUGUAAAUUAUUUUGGUCAUAUCAGCGUAUACAAAGUAUAAACAUCUUUUUACGCUGUUUAAUCUAGUCAAUUUAUCGCAUUAGAAUGAAGUUUGUAUAGAGUAAACGAUAAAUUAUUUAAAGAGGAAAAUAUAUAUUAACGCGAACAAUGAACCCUAUAAUAACAUAUUGCGAUCAUUAGCAUUUUCUGCGGACUGCGGAUAUCGCCCAACUACUUAAACACAUGAAAUCUGUUUUAUCUAUUCCAUACCUCAUAAAUGUGUGCGGAGCUUUGGUGCCAAAAAUAAAAUCGCAGACUGUAUUUUUUAAUUUAUUUUACAAAAGUUUGUACAUAAAUGUGAUUCGUUCUUUGUGAACUGAGAUUUAUCUUCAGUUCCUGUUUAUUUUUGUAUUUGUAUAUAAAUUCGAACACUACAACUUAAUUCUUUAUCGAUGAUUUCCAAUGACGUCCAUUUUGUAGUGUAGUUUUUCAUUUCGCUAAAACGAUUCAUGCGACAUCUAAAUAGCAUGUGAUUGUCCUCAUUGAAGAUUUUCGUGAUUAUCGUUUUAGCGGAAUCUUAUACAAUAAAUUGUUUAAAUUUAGCAUUUCAAGGAAAACUAGUAUUAUAUCAAUAAAGAAUCGUUUUAUCUUUAUUUAUUUCCGUCGGCUUAGAAACAUCUAAGAUUACAACGGUAUCAAAAUCUGUUAUAAAAAAUAAAAUUUUCCUUAUGUCAAUGAAAAGUAUUAGAAAAACUAUAGUAAAAUAUCUCCUUAUUUUUCAUGCUAAAUCUAUAGUAAUAUUGUGAAAAGUAAAGUUUGUUUUUUUGUAGGGAUAAUCUCGGGAACUACUGAACCGAUUUGAAAAUUCUUUCACUAAUAGGAAGCUAGUCCUGAGUGCUAUAGGCUACUAUUAUCGGCAAGAAAAUUUUUAUCCCAAAAAAACUUUUACACACAACUUGCUGUUUUAGUAUACAAUACCUUGCGAUGCUGAAUCUAAACAAUUAAUCUUCUAGAUUUCUCGUCACUUGUUGAAAACUCGCAAUGUACGGCAGUGUGUAGGUAGCUGUGAAUGUUAGUUAUAUGUUACCAACACUCGGUCAUGUGGUAAUGCAAUACUUGCUUAUUAGAACUACUGUUGUUAGAGAUCAUGAAAUAAUGUAAAAGAUAAAAUCGAUACAUAAAAAAUAAUGUUAUCGAUUUAAAUUACAGGUAUUGUAUUACCAUAUCGUUUUAAGUGUCGAUAUCUUCUUAUAUGUUAGGGUUAAUAACUUGUGCCUGUAUUUUAUUAAGGUGCAUUAAUAUAUUGCUUGGAAUUUCGCACACGUAACGCAACACGAUGGAAAUAUCGAUAAUGCGAUCGCGCUGUGUCUCGUCCUUUUUAUCGUUACUGCUCUAUUUUAUAUUUCAAUGUACAAGUCGCUCAUGUACCGCGAGAUUCGAAUAACAAAUCAAUCUUUACAUACCGUAUUAUAAUUUAUAGUUUAUUACUUAUAUGCGGUUUUGUGUUGAUGUUGAAGAUCUCAAAACUAAAAUUUAUUAUUUUUUAUUAACUUACUAUCUGCACUGUUGAAGUCGUGGUAUAUGAGGGACAUAGUCACAUACUGUGUGUAACACAAGAGAGAUAUCACAUUUUUGUCUAAUAUUCUAAACUGUGUUAAUUUAGCUAUAUGUUACUAAAUAUUUUUAUUUUCAUCAUCGACAUUUACUGAAAAUAUCUGAACACGUGAAAAGCAAUGAUAAACACCCCUCUCUUUUCGUCGGGGGUAAAAGUGCCGAUUAUUUAUUUUUAGCGUUCGUAGUAUUGGUUAGAUGAUAAUACAAAUUCGACGAAGUGUUUUACGGUAUAUUCAGUAGAUUGUCUUUGAUAACCGUGCUAUGACUUCGUACAUUCGAACCAUGUAUCAUAUUGUUGUUGCUAUUUGUUUAGUUACGGAGGAAUUGUUAAAAUUAAAUUCAAUAUUCUAUAA